ACUCAGGGGUUCCCCCUCGCGGAGAUCACAACCCCUCAUCUAUGGUGCCCUACCCUUGUGACGGAAGCUCCACUAACGCCCCUACAACCUCCAGCCACUCCUCUUACCACCAUGGACCUGUCCCUGACAGCCUGUCUGGGCCUGGGUUUAACUCGCUGGAUCUCCCCUCCAGGCCAAGGGGUGCUCCCUCUCCUAGCCCCAGGAUUGAGAUCACCCCAUCAGGGGACCCUCACCAGACUCAUCCCCUGGACGCCAGCCUCAGAACCACGGCCCUGACUGUGCCUGGCUAUGAGAACACGGCCUAUCGAGAACCCCAGAGCCCUGCCAGCAGCAACUCCUCCACGGGCUGGCUGUCUGAGGCCUACUCGCCCUGGGUCUCGCCUUGUGUAUCUCCCAGUGGUGGUGGGGGCGUGGUUGGCUUGACCGCCUUGGACCUCCUCCCGGGCCUCCAGGGCAUCCAUACGUCCUCGGCCCACUCCUCCCCUGGGACCUCCCCGCGAACCAGCAUCACAGAGGAGACUUUCCUGGUACCGCAGAGUCAGCGGUCUUCCUCGCCACACUCCCACGAUUACCCCCGCUCUCGCUCCGCCUCUCCUCAGGGAAAACGCACCUACGACCAGUACAGCGGCCCCAAUCUGGGGACCACCAGCCAGCAGCAGCAGCGCUCCCGGAGCCCAAGCCCCAGCCCCUCGCCUCACCACCCCCAAGGACGACCCUUGGCCCAAGCUGACCCACAGGGCAAUGCCCCUCAGCAGAUGCCCAGCGUUGAAGAGGUGUUGAGCAGCCUCAGCUCCAGCAUGCCCAGGGCGGUCCCCUCCAAGAUGGUGCGGCCCAGUGUUGAGUGCUAUACGUAUGGAGAGAGCCAGGGGGAGCAUGGGCGGAGAGGCAGAGCUGGGGCUGAGACCUUCUACAUCCUCCCUACAUCUUUCUGGCCGGCUUCACUAGCCCAUGGAGCCUUCAGUGGCAUCCCUGUGCCAUCUCUGCCCCCUCUAGAGUGGCACUUGCCCAGUCACUCCGACCAGUAUGAGCUCUGUCUGGAGCAGCAGCCUAAACAGCACCACCGGGCCCACUACGAGACAGAGGGCAGCAGGGGAGCAGUCAAAGCGGCCAGCGGAGGACACACUGUGGUUCAGCUUCAUGGAUACAGAGGCACUGCUCCACUGGGUCUGCUGGUGUUCAUCGGAACGGCUGACGAGAGGGUCCUCAAACCCCAUGCCUUCUACCAGGUGCACCGCAUCACGGGGAAAACGGUCACCACACCAAGCCAAGAGAGAAAGGUCCAUGGCACCAAGGUCCUGGAGAUCCCUCUGGAGCCCAAGAACAACAUGAGAGCAGUGAUUGACUGUGCUGGGAUACUAAAGCUGAGAAAUGCUGACAUCGAGCUCAGGACAGGCGAGACAGACAUGGGACGCAAAAACACCUGUGUCCGCCUUGUCUUUCGGGUCCAUAUUCCUCAACCAGGAGGACAGUAUGUCUCUCUUCAAGUGGCCUCCCUUCCCAUCGAGUGUUCCCAGAGGUCGGCCCACGAGCUUCCCACUGUAGAGCGCCAGGACGUAGAGCGCUGCUCGGUUCUAGGGGGACAACAGGUGAUACUGACAGGACAGAACUUCACCUCUGAUUCCAAGGUGGUGUUCACAGAAAAGACACCUGACGGGCUACAAAUCUGGGAAGCAGAAGCUACAGUGGACCGAGACAAGAGCCAGAAAAGCAUGCUGUUUGUGGAGAUCCCUCCGUAUCGAGAUCCCACCAUUCAUCACGCGGCUAAAGUCAAUUUCUAUGUGAUCAACGGGAGGAGAAAACGCAGUCAGGCGCAGCACUUCACCUACACUCCUUUAACCGUUCCCGCCAUUAAAACGGAACCCGUAGAUGACUUCCAGUUUGGCCAGCUGGGCUGCGCUGUCUCCCAAAUCCUAGGAAUGUCAUCCAAGUCCUACCACCACACCCCCAGUAGCCAUCUCAACCCUAAUAGCCACAUAGUGGCUGGCAUGACAUCCUUGGCAUCCUGCCAGCUUGCAAGCCAUCACGAUCCCAAUGCCUAUCAACCACAGGACCCAUCUGUCUAUUACCCCAGUAAAAGCCGAAGCCUGGGAAGCACCCCUGUCCUGUAUCAAGAUAUGAACCACCACCCAGUGAUGAUGCACAGUGGUUCCCCAUCUCAGAUGUCCUAUACCCAGCACUACUCCAGCCAAGCGUCCCAACCCUUCCACCCCUCUCGCUCGGCCACCAAUCAGCGUGUUGUCAACGUAGCUGUCCCAUUGGCCCAACACCAGCACGCCACCAUGGUGGGUGAUGGGUACCGGGCUGCAGCUUCAUUAUGGAAGGUUGGUGACUCGCCAGAGGCCUGUUCCUCAAAAGGCCAGUACCAGGGCUUCAUGCACACGGUGGUGCCUGUCUUGAGCAGGUCUCCACCACAACACAGCCACAUCCUGACCCAGAGAGGUCCAGCCGCUACAGGGAGCCAGAGUGGGCCAGUCCCUGGGAAGGUGACAGCGAAGCAAGAAAACCUGAACCAAGCCUAUCUGGAUGAUGUGAAUGACAUCAUAAGGAAUGAUCUGACUGUCCGCAGUAACGAGCAGUAAAGAGCAUCUAUAUUGUGACCAACAAUCACACGGGCUCCAGAAAGGCCAUGACGUCAUUCUACUGUCUGAUUGCCCCCCUUCAUAUGUACUGUAUAUAGGGUGUUAAGUCAAAAUUGCAUCUUUUGACAAAUGGGUAGAAUAAUAUGUUAAUUGUGUAGAUAAUCCUCUAAGAAAACAAAUGGUCCAAAUCUCAUAUCUUUAUCAUAAUAUGUUCACAAGUUAUUGGAGUUUUUACCCUUGUAGGAUGGCCAGAAUUACGGUGACUAAAUCAAUGGAUGCCAGAGAAAAAAAUCUAAAAAGUUAAAAAUCAGGAAAAUUGCAUUGGAUCAGCUAGGCUGGACUCUGGGCUACCGGCUACCUGACAGGCUCACUUUCCCAUUGGGACAAAAAACUAUUUAGAGGUAAGAUGGAUAUCGAUUUUGAGAAGACAUAUUGUAUUUUCAUAUUUUAGUAUAUGCUUUUCAUAUUAAUUUGAAUUUCCUGUUAUUUUUUGAAGAUUUCACUGAGCGUGUACCAGAAGCGGUGAGUGGGUAAAAUCCCUGAGCAAGCCAAGAAAGUAAAAAAGUCAUAUUACAACCUACGUUUUGAUAAUUGCGUUGUUUGCUCUAUAACCCAUUCAUUCAUUUGCCACCGUGAUAUACAAUAAGGCCCGUGACAACAAAAAGACAACAGUCACACAGUGGCGGAAUAAAUUCAACUACACAUACGUUUGUUUCACAAAACCGGAGAGCAACAUCUGUCCAGUGAAGUCCACAAAGCAAAUAUUGCAUGCAACAAACAGUUAUAUCGCCUGCAGCAUAGUCAAGCAAGUUAAUGUUUUCUACUGAUUUAGAACCACAGAGGUGCCGCAAGUCAGCACAAAGACAAAAAGAGCCCUGCCUCUGCUAUUUCAGCACCAUUUCAACUUAAACAUUUAAACAUCAUCAAAUCAACAAGGCUAUUUAUGCUUAGUUUAAUACACUGAAAACAAACUUAAAGAUACCA
This is a messenger RNA of Salvelinus namaycush (lake trout), 3563 nucleotides long. Its product is annotated as nuclear factor of activated T-cells, cytoplasmic 2. Gene Ontology annotation, biological process: calcineurin-NFAT signaling cascade; cytokine production; regulation of transcription by RNA polymerase II. The transcript has 9 exons. Lineage: Eukaryota; Metazoa; Chordata; Actinopteri; Salmoniformes; Salmonidae. Gene Ontology annotation, molecular function: RNA polymerase II cis-regulatory region sequence-specific DNA binding; DNA-binding transcription factor activity, RNA polymerase II-specific; transcription factor binding. Bases 42 to 2579 code for a protein of 845 amino acids. Gene Ontology annotation, cellular component: transcription regulator complex. The record is from RefSeq and is a predicted model, not a curated record.